This is a messenger RNA of Rotaria sp. Silwood2, 1134 nucleotides long. NCBI's taxonomy places the organism in Eukaryota, Metazoa, Rotifera, Eurotatoria, Philodinida, Philodinidae. The record is from the annotation of a GenBank genome assembly.
AUGACAUCAGUACCAACUUCUUAUCAACAAGAAUUGAUUCCAAUGAAAGUUACUCCUGGACAUUCAUUUCAACCAAUAUCAAUGACAUCACAAUAUAAAGAUCAUUCGGCAGGUUAUAGUAAUUCAUUUAAACACAAUCGAAUUGCACCACAACAACCAGAUGAUAAUAUUUCUUCCAUAUCAAAUAAUUGUAUGUUAUUAAAGUUAGAUUUUAGUAAUAGAAUUCAUUGUUUUUUAAAAGUUUCUCACACUCCAUUAUCAAUACAUUCAACAAAAGAACUUAUUCAACCAUCACAAAUGUAUUCACUAAAACAACGAACAAUGGAUUCAAUUUAUUCUAAUAAUUCACAUCAAUCAUAUUCUCCACAAAAUAGUUAUAUGAAAGAUGUUCAUCUUGAUGAUCUUGAACAAAACGAUAAAUCAACUUCAUGUUGUGGGCAACCAUUAUGUUUAGGUUUAACACGAUUCACUGGUGGAAUUCUAUUUGGAACAAUAAUAUUACUCGGUCCUACAUCAAUCGGUGGUCUUAUUGCUUCAGCUAUUUUAUAUGUUAAUGAUCCAUAUACAAAUUCACAAUGGAAAAUGUUAGGCAUACUUGUCUGUUCUGCUAUGUUAAUAGCAAUACUUAUCACAUUAUGUUUAUUUAUGUAUGCCUACAAACAUGAUCGAACUGCUAAUCACGACAAUAAAAGUAGUUUAGCAACAUCAGAAUGUAAUCAAGAAGGUGAUUUCCAAAAAACAAACCAUUCUAAUCGAUUGUAUGAUAUAUCAUCACCAUCAUAUGAAAAGAUUCGAAAGAUUUCAGCUUUCUCAACAAAUGAAUCAUUGCCCAAUCAAAUCGAUCAAACAAUAUUGCAACAAAAAAAUAAUGUAAUCAACGUUACACCGAAAACAAUUAUUCGACUAGAAAAUGAUCAUCAACAUGAUGAAGAACAACAUCCAAGUCGAUUUAUUGAACAAAAACCACGACAUGACAUUGUUGAAAAAAUUAUUGAAAGACCAAAAAGACGAUCAGUAGAAGAACAUGUAGAAUUUACUAAAUUAUCAAAAAACGAUGAAAAACAAAUUGGCAACAGAAGAAAGGGGAAAAAGUUUAAGAAUGUUUCUAUUAAACGUGUCAAAGCAGUUGAAUAA